AUGCCCGCGCCCGAGCUGCUCGCGGCGGCCGCCACCUACAAAGCGGAAGUCGAGGAGUCGGGCGCCGGCUGGGGCGCCCGAGACGCUGACGAGGACGACGACGAGCCGCUGGUCGGCCCGCCGCCGCCCGCCUUCAUUGAGGCGGACGCGGCAGCCCCCGACGAUGCGCGCUCGGCCGAGGUGGUCCGCGUGCUGCGAGUGCUGCGCGAAGCGGUCACCGGCAAGGGCGGCGGCGGCGCCGCCGCGGCGGCGGCGGCGGCGGGGGGCCCAGGGGCUGAGGCGGACCCGUAUGAGGUGUUGGGGGUGGCGCAUACUGCAGCGGCCGCGGAGGUGCGCAAGGUGUACUGGCGGCUGAGCCUGCUGGUGCACCCGGACAAGUGCGCGCACGCGGGCGCGGGGGAGGCGUUCCAGGCGGUGAGCAAGGCGGCGGCGACGCUGCAGGACGGGGCGGCACGGAAGAAGGUGGACGAGGGCAGGGAGGAGGCGCAGCUGCGCCGCAUGGCGCUCGAUGUGGCCGCAGAGCACGAGCGCCGCCGCCAGUGGGCCGCGCUGCGGGGCGAGAAGCUACCGCCCGAGCUCGAGGCGGCGGCGGCCGCGGCGGCGGCGGCGGCGGCGGGGCCGGCGGCGAGGGAGAGCUGGAUGACGGAGCUGCCCCCUGAGCUGGACCAUCUGGCUGGGCCGGCCAUGGAGGGGCCGCGGCAGUUCAGCAGGUUUGGCAUCAAGAAGCGCGGCGACACCUCGGCCUGGACCGACACCCCAGAGCAAGCCGCCCUCCGCGCCGCCGGCCUGCUGCCCGCGUCCGCAAACGCGCCGCUCGCGAUCGCGGCCGCCGGCCCGGCCGGGCGCCUCACCGGCGGCGAGGCGGCGCCGGCGCCGGGGGUGGCGGAGGCGGUGCGGGAGUAUAACGAGAGGAACCGGCCGAAGAGCCUCCUGGAGCAACACAAGGAGCGGCAGGCGGCGGCGGCGGCGGCCCAGAAAGGCGGGAAGGCCAAAAAGAAGGAGAAAAGUGGCGAGAAGGGGGACAAGGGGAAGAAGGAAAAGGAGAAAGGGGAGAAACGGCCGGCGGCGGGGCCUGCGGAGGAGGAUUGGGUUGGCAAGCACCCCUGGAGACCGUUUGACCGUGACAAGGACCUGGAGAUCAAAGCGACUCCCAAGAGCACCGCCGCCAUGCUCAAGGACGGCGCGGGGCUCUCCAGCCGCUUCGCGAGCGGCGGGCGGUGA
Messenger RNA from Monoraphidium neglectum, 1221 nucleotides. RefSeq lists its product as hypothetical. Lineage: Eukaryota; Viridiplantae; Chlorophyta; Chlorophyceae; Sphaeropleales; Selenastraceae. The transcript is spliced from 5 exons. Bases 1 to 1221 code for a protein of 406 amino acids. The record is from RefSeq and is a predicted model, not a curated record.